AUGCUCGUCGAACUCAAAACCGGCGAAACCCUCAACGGCCACCUCGUCUCCUGCGACACCUACAUGAACAUCACCCUCAAAGAAGUCGUGCAAACGUCCCCCGACGGCGACAAAUUCUUCCGACUCCCGGAGUGUUACGUGCGUGGGAACAAUAUCAAGUGCUUGAGGGUGCCGGAUGAGGUCGUGGAUAUGGUCAAGGAGCAGCAGCAGAAGCUCACUCGGUCUUUAACAGCCGACCACAACCCUCAGCAGUCCCACCAGCGACAACGCUAA
Messenger RNA from Fulvia fulva, 273 nucleotides. RefSeq names its product U6 snRNA-associated Sm-like protein LSm4. Gene Ontology annotation, cellular component: spliceosomal tri-snRNP complex; U6 snRNP; P-body. Gene Ontology annotation, biological process: P-body assembly; mRNA splicing, via spliceosome; spliceosomal snRNP assembly. The transcript is spliced from 2 exons. The record is from RefSeq and is a predicted model, not a curated record. Gene Ontology annotation, molecular function: U6 snRNA binding. Lineage: Eukaryota; Fungi; Ascomycota; Dothideomycetes; Mycosphaerellales; Mycosphaerellaceae. Bases 1 to 273 code for a protein of 90 amino acids.